Molecule: messenger RNA, 1329 nt
Organism: Lepidothrix coronata (blue-crowned manakin)
Lineage: Eukaryota; Metazoa; Chordata; Aves; Passeriformes; Pipridae
Gene: MYF6
Product: myogenic factor 6
Exons: 3
Coding region: 67-792 (241 amino acids)
Biological process (GO): positive regulation of myoblast differentiation; regulation of transcription by RNA polymerase II; muscle organ development
Molecular function (GO): DNA-binding transcription factor activity, RNA polymerase II-specific; RNA polymerase II cis-regulatory region sequence-specific DNA binding; protein dimerization activity
Source: RefSeq, a predicted model, not a curated record
GUUGUUCCUCGGGGUGUUUUUGAGCCUGCCACCCAACUCAAGCAGGCAGAGAAGCCGGGGGACAGCAUGAUGGACCUUUUUGAAACUGGCUCCUAUUUCUUCUACUUGGACGGGGAGAAUGGAGCCCUGCAGCAGCUGGAGAUGGCUGAGGGAUCCCCGCUGUACCCAGGCAGCGAUGGCACCUUGUCCCCAUGUCAGGACCAAAUGCAGCCAGAGGCCGGCAGUGACAGCAGCGGAGAGGAGCAUGUGCUGGCACCCCCGGGACUACAACCCCCUCACUUCCCCGGACAGUGUUUGAUCUGGGCUUGUAAAACUUGCAAGAGAAAGUCGGCCCCCACGGACAGACGGAAAGCAGCCACCCUCCGGGAGAGGAGGAGGUUGAAGAAGAUCAACGAAGCCUUCGAGGCUCUGAAAAGGAGGACUGUGGCGAACCCCAACCAGAGGCUGCCCAAGGUAGAGAUACUCAGGAGCGCCAUCAGCUACAUCGAGAGGCUGCAGGACCUCUUGCACAGGCUGGAUCAGCAGGAGAAAAUGCAGGAGAUCGCGGGGGACCCCUUCAGCUUCAGCCCCAAGCAGGGAAAUAUCGCCAGUUCGGACUUCCUGAGCACCUGCAGCUCGGACUGGCAAACCGUUUCUGACCAUUCCCGAGCCCUAGGAAUCAGCCCCAAAGAAGGAGUCUCCGUUGUCGAGUCGUCGGCCUCCAGCAGCCUUCGCUGCCUCUCUUCGAUAGUGGACAGUAUUUCUUCCGACGAGCCCAAACCGUCCAGUGCGGAGGAAGCGGUGGAGAAAUAAACCCGGUUCUGUGGUAGUAUGUUUAACGAGAUGGAGCCCCUAUCCUCUUUCCUCUAAACAAGUAAUGAAGCAAAUUAACACAGUGGAAAACCCAAGCAGGGGCCUUGUUAAGGUUGAUUCAAGGUACACCUACCCCCAAAAACAUGGCUCUCACUGACUCGAGCCAGAUAGACUUUCCCUCUUUUGUGUUCUUCUUUUUUCCCCACGAGUUUUGUUUUCUUUAAAUUGUGUUGCAUAGACCACCCCUCUUUUUUCUUUCUUUUUUUUUUCUAAUUUAAGAUAUUUACCUGUGUACCGGUGAUCCUCUUUGUCCGAGACUCACCGGGAAGUUCAUUCCUGUCUGAGUGAAGCUGUUGGUUGCAUUUUGUGUGAGUCAUAUUUAAAGAGUUCCCGCCUCGUUUCGUUCCUGUAAAUAAUUUCAGUACUGUCUUUUCUUUUGUAAACAUAACAUAUAUAUUUAAAUGGUGGAAUGUGAUAUUGUAUAUAAGAACAGAUGGAUUUCUUGGAUUGUAAAAUAAAGCUCUUUGUGUUACAGUG